UUACUCGUUAGCGCGCACUGCCCCUCCAGAUCAGCCAGACAUCAUUGGGCUUGCGACGACCAAGGUACAGACUGUCGCCUGCACGUACGACGACCAACCAUAAAAGCUUCCUUUCCGUCUUUGCUACCCCCUUCUUGCUCUUCUCUUAACUUCUCCCCUCUUUUAUCACUCGCAGAUUCGCAGACGGAACUGAAUUGAUACAGCAGGAACAGACAUGGCGUAUCAGGGCGGAUAUCCUCCUUAUGGCGCUCCCCCGCCUCAGGGUCAUUCCCCUCAACCGCCCUAUGGACAGUAUCCUCCCCCUCAACAACCGUAUGGCCAACCUCCUCCUGGCCAACCGGCUUAUGGUCAACCGCCUCCAAAUCAAUACCCUCCUCAAGGAUAUCCCCCUCAACAGCAAGCGUAUGGUGCGCCACCCCCAGCACAGUACGGUCAACCAGCAUAUCCUCCUCAGCAGCCCCCAUACGGUUCUCCAGCUCCACCGGCAGGCCAAUAUGGUCAACCAGCAUAUCCUCCACAACAGCCAGGUUAUGGCCAACCUCCCCCACCGCAACAAUAUGGAUCCCCAGCUCCUGGAUACGGAGCACCACCUCCUCAGCAAUAUGGAGCACCCCAACAAUACGGCGCACCACAACCAUACGUUCAACCCACUCCUCCAUCUGUAGGAUACGGUCCUCCUCAACAGAUUGCUUGGAACGGCGACGCAGACGCAGAAGCCCUGCGCAAAGCCAUGAAAGGCUUUGGCACCGACGAGAAGACCUUGAUCCGUGUCCUCGCAGACAAAGAUCCCCUACAAGUGAAUGUUAUUCGUGAUACCUACCAGCGCAAAUUCCACCGUCAACUCAUAGCCGACGUACAAAGCGAAGUAAGCGGCUGGUUUGAGGAGGGUCUAUGCGCUAUUAUCCGCGGCCCAUUGCUUACGGACAUCCAUCUCCUGAAAGGGGCAACCGAUGGACCGGGCACGAAGGAGAAAGUGCUCAAUGAUGUGCUGCUUGGACGCUCGAAUGCCGACCUACGCGCGAUCAAAGAGGCCUACCUGAAGACAUACCGCACAUCUCUCGAAUCUGAUAUCAAGGCCGAUCUUAGCAUGAAGACGGAGAGGCAUUUCUUGAUGGUACUUGCAGCGAACAGAAAUGAAGAGAGCACACCUGUGAUUCCGCAGCAGGUGGAUCAAGAUGUCAUGGAGAUAUAUAAGGCGACGGAAGGAAAGGUUGGCACGGAUGAGCUGCUGGUGUGCAGUAUUUUGAGCCAGAGGAGUGAUGCGCAGAUCAGGGCUAUUGCGCAUACAUAUAAGCAGAAGUUCACCAGAGACCUCGAAACCGUCAUCAUAAAGGAAUUCUCUGGACACAUGGAAGCAGCCCUCCUGCACCAACUCCGCACAGGCACCGACAAAGCAAUGCGCGACGCCAUGCUCCUCGAGGCUGCCAUGGCUGGCGCUGGUACUCACGACGCCUUGCUCACGAACAGAGUGAUUAGAAUGCAUUGGGAUAGGAACCAUAUGAAUAAUGUUAAAGGCGCGUAUCAGCAUAAGUAUCAUCGCAGUGCGGUGAGCAGGAUUAAGAGCGAGACGAGCGGGGAUUACGAGAAGCUGCUUGUUGCUGCUUUAGGUGAGCAUUAGGUUGAGGCGGGGGAGAGACAACGGGUUGGAUUGGCACGCGGGAACUGGUUUGGGAGGCUGUAUAGUACGAGUUUAAUGAAUUUGAUACCAAGCUUUUUUCUUAAGCCCCUGUAGUCAAAAAUCCAGUGAAACGGGGGCAUUUCAUGCCUGAGCUGGCUUCGAAGAAUGUUUUUUUUACCCCUUCACUAUACACUCGUCCUCAUUUCUAUUUCUAGUGGGAAUCAUUGUACCGAGGCCUUCCUUGUUAACCUCGGAGUUUAGCCCUUAACUAGAGCAAAUGACGCUCCCUUAAUAUUAAUGAGAGUAAAAGAACCGGUACCCCCCUCCAAUAAUCGGCAGUCUUCCGGUUUGAAAUAAG
Molecule: messenger RNA, 1976 nt
Organism: Hyaloscypha bicolor E
Lineage: Eukaryota; Fungi; Ascomycota; Leotiomycetes; Helotiales; Hyaloscyphaceae
Product: Annexin
Exons: 3
Coding region: 215-1618 (467 amino acids)
Cellular component (GO): cytoplasm
Molecular function (GO): calcium-dependent phospholipid binding; calcium ion binding
Source: RefSeq, a predicted model, not a curated record